Drosophila kikkawai is the source of this 2078-nucleotide messenger RNA. It is a transcript of the gene jdp, whose product is annotated as DnaJ domain-containing protein. Gene Ontology annotation, cellular component: cytoplasm. The record is from RefSeq and is a predicted model, not a curated record. Lineage: Eukaryota; Metazoa; Arthropoda; Insecta; Diptera; Drosophilidae.
CCGAAGUGGAAAUACAACCGAAUCGCGUUUCUCUCUGUUGCGACGCUGGCAGUUCGACUUGCGACGCGCUGCCAGAAACAUCGUGAGCACCUCAAAAUCAAAACCAAAAACUUAUAUAUAGACAUAUUCCCGACUGAUCCCAGGAGAGCAAACUGACGCAAUGAGCGCCGUGGAUGCCAUAAUCAAUUACAAGCGCAGUCCCAACGAGGACUUUUACGCUCUGCUCCAUUGCGACGAGACCUCGUCGCUCGAGCAGAUCCAGGCCGAGUAUAAGGUCCUGGCCCUUCAGUAUCAUCCCGACAAGAACAGCGGCGACAAGGAGGCGGAGGCCAAGUUCCAGCAGCUAAAGGAGGCCAAGGAGACGCUGUGCGAUCCGGAGAAGAGGGCCAUCUAUGACAAGUGGCGCAACAGCGGCAUCUCCAUGAGCUACAAACAGUGGCUGGGCAUGAAGGAGCAUGUCGGUCAGGUGAGAAGAUACACGAUUGCCGAGAAAGUGGAUAAAGAGUCCAUGCACUGGGUUACACCCAAGACCAAGGAUCGCAUGCUGCCAGAGGCCGGAGGAGCUGGAGGCGCAGGUCCUGGAGCUGGAGCCGGUUCAGGAGCAGGCUGCAGCAGCGGUGGCUUGACCGCAGCCUCGCCCAAUCCCGCCCAUCGGCGGGCCUCGGAGGGCGGAGCAGCCUUGUACUAUGGCAGUCGCAAGGCCGAAUGGGGCACCGAGAACACCGAUGUGGCCAACAAGUUCCGCAACUACGAGAUCUAAGGAUCUAAGCAAGUUUCAAUUUAAAGAGCACAUCCCAAGUCAAACCAGGAGAGGAAGGGGGAGAAAAAAGCUAUGCAAUUAUAUCAAAAUAUUCAGAAUUCAGACAUUAUCGAUGUGAACUUAAGCGUUGCGAACUACUGAGCACAGAUACUCGGAUACACUCGUAUUUAGAUGUUUAUAGGUGUACAAAAAAGAUAUAUAUAUAAAUAUAUAUAGAGAAAAAUGGUAAUUAACUAACGUAUAUAUAUAUUUAUGACAAAGAAGAAACUGUAAUUUCAAUAAACAAAACCCUAAAAGCGGAGCGGCAAGAAUUUUAAGUUGCAAAUAUUGCAUAAUUAGUCAAAUUUUAAACGCAUAAACACAUAUAUAACAUAUAUAUAUAUUUAUGUAAUCAGUGUAUUUGUAUAUCGAUGUUUCAAUGUACCAAAAACAUGAAUGUACUACCCCCAAGACAAUCCCUUGGCCGGGGCUCCCCCGAAAGGGAGCUCCAAACAAACAAAACUAAGCUAACAACUGUAACUGAGCAACUAAACACUAAAAACUUAUACUAAACUAGCGACAGUCUAGCCAAAUCACCCACCAGCACACGAAACUAGAAAACGACGAGGGGAUGAUAUCCACAUUUAAGCGAAUUUAAACCUUUAUACAUUUGCAUAGUCAAAAGAAACUUUCACUCGGUGUCCUUUUUAAGCGUGCAACAUGAAUUGCGAAAAAAUCUCCACAACUGAAACUAUUUUAUCUACCUGAAAAAAAUAUAAUGAAAAUCUACAAAAAAAGCGACAAAAUAUCAAAGAAAGAAAUCAAAAAAAAAAAAAAAAGAGAGAAGAAAACAGAAAGAAAAUAAAUUUAUAUAAAUGUUUUGAUGGAUAGAGUGGUGAACUUUUCAACGUAUAUACAGAAUAGCAGAGAAUUAUUGUCAUUAAUUAUAUCGUACUAUUGAGAUAUUAUGCGCAGAGCAGAGCAAAUAAUUACUACAUAAAUGUUGUUGCUGGACUUAAAGGCAUUACUUAUAUAUACAUUACACAUAUGAAUGUUUGUUUUAAGACAUACUAUAUAUUGAAUUUAUUCAAAUACACACAUAUUGCGGAUUGAGCAGACCAGACCCAGAGAUCGGAUCGGAUCGGAUCGAGGCAUGGGAACAGCUGCAAGCCAAAGGCCAGAUGAUCCCGUAAUCCCCUUUGGGGACCGGGGUCCCAGCUAGUACAACUAAAGUACACAAUUAAUUAGUGUUGAUUCCAACUCAGCUGGCGAUUGUUAAGAGAGGAAAAUAAAGCAACAUUUUGAAAGGGGUUUCCCAUUCCUGGGGGAACCUCAGGUA